This is a messenger RNA of Dichomitus squalens LYAD-421 SS1, 1784 nucleotides long. RefSeq names its product PQ-loop-domain-containing protein. Gene Ontology annotation, biological process: basic amino acid transmembrane export from vacuole. The transcript is spliced from 9 exons. The record is from RefSeq and is a predicted model, not a curated record. NCBI's taxonomy places the organism in Eukaryota, Fungi, Basidiomycota, Agaricomycetes, Polyporales, Polyporaceae. Bases 113 to 946 code for a protein of 277 amino acids. Gene Ontology annotation, cellular component: fungal-type vacuole membrane.
CUCGCCCUGUCUCGACGCCGUCGUGUACGCCACGCAGUUCUGCCAGUGCUGCCGGACACCCGUUAAAGGGGCUUUCCACUUCUAGCUUUGGUAAUCUGGUCUCAAGCAAGGGAUGGUUUUCGAAGGCAAUCCGGAGCUCAGUAACUUCCUGGGUUGGAUUUCCAUCGCUUGCUGGAUAGUGGUUUACUCACCACAGAUCAUCGAAAAUUACCAGCUGCAGUCAGGCGAAGGGCUGAGCGUGGGUUUCGUUGUCACCUGGCUGAUUGGCGAUUUAUGCAAUACGUCUGGUGCCAUUUUGGCCGGACUGCAGCCUACGAUCAUCAUACUUGGCGUUUAUUACUCUGUGUGUGACGCAACCCUUCUCGCUCAAAUCUACUACUACCGAUGGAAGCGGACACGCCGAAAUGCACCGCUCCUCAUUACCGAAGACUCGAGGCAGUCUGCGCUCUACGAUGAAUCAAGUCCGCUCUUACCGGGAGACGGUCGCUCUGAAGAACCAUCCCCAGUGCGGCCCGUGUGGCAGGAUGGUUUGAGGUAUAUCGCGGCGAUGGUCUUCGUUUUCGGGGUUGGCGUAGGCGCGUGGGCCGUGGAUAAAUACAUCCGUUACAGCACACCUCCAUUGGACCCUCAGGAAGAGGUGGUGGAGUGGCGAAGCCAGGUCUUGGGGUGGAUUAGUGCGGCCCUGUUCCUCGGAGCGCGGGUCCCGCAAAUAGUCAAGAACCUGAGUACCAGAUGCGAAGGGCUCUCGCCUUUUCUUUUUGUCUAUUCCAUUUCGGGGAACACGACGUACGUGCUGUCCAUUCUCGCGGCGUCGCUGAGCAUGAAACACCUUGUGGUGAAUGGGCCCUGGAUUGCCGGGAGCGCCCUGACCGUCUUCCUGGAUGUCUUUGUGCUGUACCAGUUCUUCGAGUACCGGCAAGAGGACAAGCGACGGGCGUCGGGCUGAUAGAUGCAGUGGUAGACGGACAAUAGACGAGACUAGGUAGAAAACGUGUAGUGAAGCACAGCGAAUUGAGCGUCGGGGGUGACCGGGUAGAGCAUUAUGGCCGAGUCGCGGUUCUUCUGAUGAGGCCGGGGACGGCGCGCGGGACUGGGAAAGGCGAUAAGGGGCCCAGGGAGGACGAUGAACUGGUGGGAGCGUGCGAGGGGAGGAAGGAGAGAAGCGAGCGUUGGAGGCGGACUUUGCCCGCGCCCGGCCUCGUUCCCUCCCUCGUGUUGCAGGCUGCUAUUCGACGUCCCACGUUGCAGGUCACUCCCAAACUCUUCUCUAUGGCACGCACCGCUCGGCCAGACAUGCACCCAGCCUCGUGUCUCUCCCAUCAUCCUCUCUGCCCGAAAAUCGCUUUAUCAAUGUCAGAUCGCAACCUCGUCUCAUGUUUUCUCCCUGUCUGCCGUCCGUCGAAGCAUAACGCGCCGCCCAAGUCCGCCUGAUCCCACAGCGCCCUCUGCGGCCGUCUUGUACGACCUGACGACGACCAGCACCCUUUUUCCGCGCCCUCAGCCACACACUGCUAUUGUGCGCGUUGCAUCCUGAAGACUGUGCGCAUCAGCUUUGACGUCGCGUUUCGCGUCGUCCAAGGCCUCCAUUCCAUCGCUUAGGCCAAAUCGAGCUAGCAAACGCCUGGUGCGGCGCUGUCUGAACACAACGAGAUUCUGAAACCCCUCAUAGGUUUCCUCCAGACCGCCUCCUCGCCCGCCUCUAUAAGGCCUGCUUGCGCCGCGCAACAGGCCGCGAUCGGUCGCCCCGCCACAGGCUAUAUCAUGCACCACACUCCCCUCAUUCA